Molecule: messenger RNA, 2625 nt
Organism: Peronospora farinosa
Lineage: Eukaryota; Oomycota; Peronosporomycetes; Peronosporales; Peronosporaceae
Source: the annotation of a GenBank genome assembly
AUGCUCGGCAUUGGAUUUAAGCUCAGCGAUACGUCCGUGUCCUCUCUCUGUAGCUCGCUCAAUGAGUUUCUGAGUCGCGAAUACGCGUCUGAUAUGGACGUAAGAGAGACACAGAUGCAUCAGAAGGCGCUAAGUCAAUUCAAACAGCUCAAGACCGACGUAGAUCUCGUGCGUACGCCCUCUGCUAUCUCUCGCCAUGUGUUACUGCGUUAUUUUGCGCAAUUGGACAAGAUGGAGCAGCGUUUUCCAUGCAAUGGUGAUGCAUCCUCUACACGGACGCCGUUGCAGCUUCAAUUUACGUGGACCGACUCGUUUUGUCCGCGGAAAAAGAGCACACAAGCAGGAAUUUCUUUUGAAAAAGCAGCCGUUAUGUUCAAUAUCGGGGCUUUAGAGAGUCAAUUAGGUGUCCAGACAGACCGUAGUACGGUUGAGGGACUUAAAAUAGCCUGUCACCACUUUAUGAGAGCCGCAGGAGCUUUCAAAGAAGUGAAAGACAAGAUUAUUGAGCAGACAUUAGGUAUUCGAACACCUGACAUGAGUGCUGAAGGACUAGGAUUGCUUACGUACUUGAUGCUGGCUCAAGCUCAGACGUGUUUCUAUGAAAAAGCUAUCAAAGACCAAAUGAAGGACGCGAUCAAAGCGAUGCUCGUGCAACAAGCACUGGACUAUUACGUCUCAGCACUGGAAUUCUGUCGCUCAUCGGCUUUGGCGGGAGCGAUUGACACGUCGUGGGGAGCACAUUUGCAGUUCCAAGUGCAUUGUAUGCGUGCGGCUACGCAAUAUUGGCAAGGAAUGGCGUCUAAGGCGGUAGCCCUCGAUCGGGGAGAAGGGUACGGUGAGGAGAUCGCGAGGCUUGUUGCCGCGGAUGCGGAAUGCAAUGAGGCAUUCAAAGUAGUGACACAGAACAAACUGCCUACGUCGCUAUUUCAGUCUGCGCAAGCGUUACAGCGCGUGGUGCGGGAACAUCUUGAAGUGGCGAAGAAAGACAAUGCCAGUGUUUAUCUGGAGAACGUGCCAAAAUUCUCCGAACUACCAGCGGUAGGAAAAGCUGCAAUGGUCAAGCCUCUGGCGUUCACAUUGGAUGAGUUGAAGGACGAACUUGGAGGCGUGGAUCUGUUUGAGCAGUUUGUGCCCAAGGACCUGCUUCUCCGGGCUGGUAACGUGAAACAAGAAAUCAAAGCGAUUUUGGAGCAAACGGCAGACAAGAUAUGUAAGAGCAACGAAGCUGCCAAGGAGAAACUUCACUCCAUGGAAUUGCCUGCCUCAAUCGAAGCCUUUGAAAAGACCAGCGAUAAUGGCAUUCCACGUACGAUAUGGCAGCGCAUUCAGUACGUUAAGACAACAACAGCUUCUACUACGAUGGGUACUGGUGGACCGAAAGGCAAUCCGAUCGUGGCUUUUAUUCAGCAGCAACUCCAUGAGAAUCAACGAAUGUCGGAUGAUGCGGAGAAGAAACUGCACGUGACUGAGUCGCGUCUAAGCCAAGAAGAAGUCGAGGACAACGCGUGCCGACAAAAUUACGGUGAUAAGUGGGCUCGUCCUCUGUCCACUUUAUUGAAUCAGAAUUUUCGAGCAGACAUUGAUCGGUAUUACCGUUUGGUGAAGGAGGCGAAAACAUCCGAUCGUAAGGUUCGAGAGAAGCUCAACGAAAACCAGGACAAUCUGGAGGCAUUGUCGCGGUCUAAGGCAAGCCUUGAUAAUGAGUUGCCGGAGUUACAGCAAAACAACUUCAGCUGUAAGGAAGAGAUAGCGCAGGUGUCUUCGCUGUUGCUGCGACUUGGUCAGCUUGUGGAGGAAAAACAGCACGUCUUAUGUGAUUUUAGAGAGUCGUACGACAAGUUUGACGCUCUUCCUGCGCUAUUGAGUGGAAACGAUGCUGACGCCGUCUUCACUGAUCAUACACUUGAAACCGAAAAGCAGUUCUUUCGCGACCAUUUUGAAGGGAAAAUCUCUGCUAUAUGUGAAGAAGAGCAGAACGUGCUCGGAGACCUAAUAGAGGCCAACGCUCGUUUUGAAGCAAAGAAAGAUACCGAUUAUGUGCUGCACGAACGUCAAACGUUUCUUCAGCACUUAAGCGAUGCUGUUGACGCUUUCGAACAGCUUGAAUCACACGUCAAAGAAGGAGCAAAGUUUUACGAUGAGCUUAGUAUUCGAAUCGCGCAGUUACAUCAAACGGUAGAGGACCAUUGUUCUGCGCGCGAGCUUGAAAAACGCGAGCUAGAGAUGAAUUUGGCCGCUGACGAAGAAAUGAGACAACACGAGGCCGAAGACGCAGCUCUGGCUCAGAAGAUGAUGGAGGAUAUGAGAUUGUGGAAUGCCACUGCUGGGCCAAAUAUCAACGAUGAGGCAUUAGCUCGGCAAUUGGCGGGAAGCACUUCACAGUACUAUCAGCCUUCACAGCAAGCGCCAACGCCUCCUUCUUACGAUUAUGCGAGAUUGCAGCCUCAGCAACAACAGCGUCCGUUUGCACAAUACCAGCAAACUCAAGACCCCACACAGCGACCUUUACACGACAACAGCUCAGUAUCAUCUGCCCCGCCUCCUCCGUAUGGAGGAACAUACAAUCAACCGCAGCAACACCACCCAUCACAGACACGAAAUUUCUAUCAGUAUCCUGGAGUGUAA